CGUCGCGCGCCGGCUGUCAGUUGGCUCGAGCGGCGGGCGCGAGAGGAUUGCCGUCGCUGGAUGCUCGGGCUCGCGCAUGUCCGCGGAGCUCUCGCGACUGCAGGCGUCGCUCUGGUGCCACAAGAGAUCUCCUCCCCCCCCUACCCCCAAUAUCUCCCGUUUUUAAUUCCCCUUCCCCGUAAGGUGGUGUUUUGUUUUGUUUUUUCCCCCUUCCCCUCUCGCUUCUUUUUUUGCGCAAGGCGAAAGGAGGGAACCGUGAGGGAGCUUUUGUGAGGGGCGGCUGCGGCCGGGAGAAGAAGGAAGACCCGAGUCCGAGGCAGGCGGGCAGGGUUGUUGGCUCGCCCUGAGAGGACGGCUGAGGCGCGAUGCCCGUCGUGCAUAAAACCGUGUCCGAGCUGCGGUUCAGGGCGGAGGGCUAUGAGAAGACAGAUGAUGUUUCAGAGAAGACCUCACUAGCUGAUCAGGAGGAAGUGAGAACUAUAUUUAUCAAUCAACCACAAUUCUCUAAAUUUUGUAACAAUCACAUCAGCACUGCAAAAUACAACUUAAUCACAUUCCUGCCGAGGUUCCUCUAUUCCCAGUUCAGAAGAGCUGCUAAUGCCUUUUUUCUUUUCAUUGCAUUGCUUCAGCAAAUUCCAGAUGUUUCUCCAACAGGACGUUACACAACAUUGGUUCCGCUCUUAUUUAUUUUAAUUGUAGCAGCUGUAAAAGAAAUAAUAGAAGAUAUUAAAAGGCAUAAAGCUGAUAAUGCUGUGAACAAGAAGAAAAUUCAAGUUCUGAGAAAUGGAGCUUGGGAAAUUGUGCACUGGGAAAAGGUUGCAGUAGGGGAAUUAGUGAAAGUGACCAAUGGGGAACACCUCCCAGCUGAUCUCAUCAGUCUGUCUUCAAGUGAACCACAAGCUAUGUGUUACAUUGAAACAUCAAAUUUAGAUGGUGAAACCAAUCUAAAAAUACGACAGGGUUUACCAUUGACAUCGGAUAUCAAGGACAUUGACAGCUUGAUGAGACUUUCAGGAAGAAUUGAAUGUGAAAGUCCUAACAGACAUCUUUAUGACUUUGUGGGAAAUAUCAGAUUAGAUGCGCAUGGCACUGUUCCACUGGGUCCUGAUCAAAUUCUUCUGCGUGGAGCUCAGCUAAGAAAUACACAAUGGGUUCAUGGUAUAGUUGUCUAUACAGGGCACGAUACCAAACUCAUGCAGAACUCAACAAGCCCUCCUCUUAAACUAUCCAAUGUUGAAAGAAUUACAAAUAUUCAAAUUCUGUUUCUGUUCUGCAUUCUUCUUGCAAUGUCUUUGGUUUGUUCCAUUGGUUCAGCUAUAUGGAAUAAAAAACAUGAGGAGCGGGACUGGUAUAUCAAUUUAAACUAUGGUGGCGCUAAUAAUUUUGGACUGAAUUUCCUGACCUUUAUCAUUCUUUUCAACAAUCUCAUUCCAAUCAGCCUGUUAGUUACGCUGGAAGUGGUUAAAUUUAUUCAAGCAUAUUUCAUAAACUGGGAUAUUGACAUGCACUAUGAACCUACAGACACUUCUGCCAUGGCUCGCACAUCCAAUCUCAAUGAAGAACUUGGGCAGGUCAAAUACAUAUUUUCUGACAAAACUGGCACCCUGACAUGCAACGUAAUGCAGUUUAAGAAGUGUACUAUUGCAGGAAUCGCUUAUGGCCAUUCUCCUGAAUCAGAGGAUUAUGGCUAUGCUACAGGCGAGUGGCAGAGCUCACAACCUGGAGAUGAAAAAAUGUUUAGUGAUUCAUCAUUACUGGAAAACCUCCAAAACAAACAUCCAACUGCACCUAUAAUUUGUGAGUUUCUAACUAUGAUGGCAGUAUGUCAUACAGCAGUUCCAGAAAGAGAGGAUGACAAGAUAAUUUAUCAAGCAGCAUCUCCAGAUGAAGGAGCAUUGGUUAGAGCAGCCAAGCACCUCCAUUUUGUUUUCACUGGAAGAACACCAGACUCUGUCAUUAUAGAAUCUCUUGGACAGGAAGAAAGAUAUGAAAUGCUAAAUGUACUAGAAUUUACAAGUUCUAGGAAAAGAAUGUCUGUGAUUGUCCGCACACCUACAGGAAAAUUAAGACUUUACUGCAAAGGGGCUGACACAGUAAUUUAUGAUCGCCUGGCUGAAAAUUCAAGAUACAAGGAAAUUACCCUGAAACAUUUAGAGCUGUUUGCUACAGGAGGCUUGAGAACACUUUGUUUUGCUGUUGCUGAGAUUUCAGAAAAUGACUACCGAGAAUGGCUAGACGUCUAUCAAAGAGCUGCAACUGCUGUACAAAAUAGAGCACUGAAACUUGAAGAGAGUUAUGAACUAAUUGAAAAAAACCUUCAGUUACUUGGAGCUACAGCAAUAGAAGAUAAGUUACAAGACCAAGUGCCUGAAACAAUAGAAACUCUAAUGAAAGCAGAUAUUAAAAUUUGGAUCCUUACUGGAGAUAAGCAAGAGACUGCUAUUAACAUUGGGCACUCAUGUAAACUCCUGAGAAAGAACAUGGGGCUACUUGUCAUAAAUGAAGGCUCUCUCGAUGCAACAAGAGAGACAUUAAGCAAUCAUUGCAGCACUCUUGGUGAUGCUUUGAGGAAAGAAAAUGAUUUUGCUCUUAUUAUUGAUGGUAAAACACUGAAGUAUGCAUUGACAUUUGGUGUAAGGCAAUAUUUCCUCGAUUUGGCUCUGUCGUGUAAAGCUGUUAUUUGUUGCAGAGUUUCACCUCUUCAGAAAUCUGAAGUUGUAGAAAUGGUCAAAAAGCAGGUAAAAGUGGUAACACUGGCAAUUGGUGAUGGAGCAAAUGAUGUUAGCAUGAUACAAACAGCACAUGUUGGUGUUGGCAUUAGUGGCAAUGAAGGGCUACAAGCAGCUAAUUCUUCAGAUUAUUCAAUAGCUCAGUUCAAGUACUUGAAGAACUUGCUAUUGGUCCAUGGUGCCUGGAAUUAUAGCAGAGUUGCUAAAUGCAUCCUAUACUGCUUCUACAAGAAUAUUGUCCUUUAUAUUAUUGAGAUAUGGUUUGCAUUUGUUAAUGGAUUUUCUGGACAAAUACUUUUUGAAAGAUGGUGCAUAGGACUUUACAAUGUGAUGUUUACAGCCAUGCCCCCACUGACUCUUGGAAUAUUUGAGAGAUCCUGUCGAAAAGAAAAUAUGCUAAAAUACCCCGAAUUAUACAAGACUUCUCAAAAUGCACUGGAUUUCAACUCUAAGGUUUUCUGGGUUCAUUGUUUAAAUGGCCUCUUCCACUCAGUAAUUCUGUUUUGGUUUCCACUAAAAGCCAUCCAGUAUGAUACUGUAUUUGCCAGUGGUAAAACUUCAGACUAUUUGCUUUUGGGAAACACAGUAUAUACCUUUGUAGUAAUAACUGUGUGUUUAAAAGCUGGAUUAGAGACUUCAUAUUGGACUUUGUUCAGCCACAUAGCAAUAUGGGGAAGCAUUGCAUUGUGGGUAGUAUUUUUCGGAAUCUACUCUUCCUUGUGGCCUCUAAUUCCUAUGGCCCCUGAUAUGUCUGGGGAGGCAGUUAUGAUGUUCAGUUCUGGUGUUUUCUGGAUGGGCUUACUAAGCAUUCCGCUGACAGCUUUGAUCUUCGAUGUAGCAUAUAAAGUAGUGAAAAGAGCAGCAUUUAAAACACUGGUAGAUGAAGUUCAGGAGUUGGAAGCAAAAUCUCAAGAUCCAGGAGCAGUUGUUCAUGGGAAAAGCUUAACUGAAACAGCUCAGCUACUGAAAAAUGUCUUCAAGAAAAACCAUGUCAACAUGUACCGCUCUGAGUCUCUGCAACAAAACUUGCUUCAUGGUUAUGCCUUCUCUCAAGACGAAAAUGGGAUCGUUUCACAAUCUGAAGUAAUAAGAGCCUACGAUACUACAAAGCAAAGACCUGACGAGUGGUGAAGGAGAACUAUGACACUGAGCUCUAAUACUUGCCAUAGUAUGGCAAAGUAAUAUGUAUUUCCUGGGUCUGCUAGCAAGGUCCAGCAACAGAUUAGAGGAAGAUGUGUGUUGUUACUCUUAUUCCCUGAAGUUUGAGUUCACAUACUGAGUAGACAUAAGCACUGUGCAACUAUACUGUAAUACACCAUCUCCAAAUUUUUCAACAAGUGUUACUUGGAUUUUGUAAGCAGAGAUUGAAAAUAGCUUUCAGCCUUUGCCAACUACUUAUUUACAGUGAUGCUGAAUAUGUAACGUUCCUAUAUGUAUAUCCGGGACAUAAUGAACAGCCAGAUUAAUCGACAUAGCAUACAUUGACAACCAUAGCCUUUGCAAAGGUUUGUGAGCGGUGAAUUAUUUAAAGAACCUAGCCUUUGAUUUCAAGAAGUGCUAAAUAACAAUUUUUAAAUAUUAAUUUAUGUGUUGAAGUAAGAUUUCAAAGCAAGACAUUUAUAGGUACACGUGUCAAACUAGCCUAAAAAGUUUGCCAAAGAAUUUCCAUAUUUCUCAUCUUAGUAAUCAUUUGCAGAGAAAUUUUGAAGGGUGGCAACGUCAAGUGUGAUAUAAGAAUUGCAUGCUUGAAACUCUGUACUUGAAAAGUUUUACAAUAAUGUGAACUUGAUACCGUUUGCUUUGUAUUGCAUUUAUUUUUCAAAUCUGAGGUCACUUUCACCUUUGGCCUUAUACAAGCCUUUCAUUCAUGUUCAUUUAACAGAAAUGUGUACAUUUAACACAGCAGCCAACUUCUAUGUAAGGGGCAUGUGUCUUUGAAUUAUAGACAGAUGCUCGUCUGCCUUAUAUCCCUUCCAUACACUUUAAGGACCUGAUUCAGGGAAACCUGUACCCAGAAACGGGCUGUUUGCAAAGGUGUUUGUUUCCCUGCCACCAUCCCCAACAUAGCAUACUUUCAUUUUAAUGGAAUUGGUUACCUGUAAGGCCAGACAGAAAGGAAAAGGUGGUGACUUGAUUCCAGUUUCCUUUCUGACAAACAGAGAGGAAAGAGCCAGCCAUGUUGCUCAUUGUUCACACCUAGUGCCGGAGCACCAUGCAUGAAUCCCAUGUGAGUUUUCUUUCCCAAGCUUCUUUUGCAUUCAUAGGACCCAGACCAAAAUGUUGUAUCAUGCACACAUGCAAAUGCUUGCUCUUACUGGAUUGGAGCAGAAGUGUACUUGAAAAUGCUGGUUUUAAUUUACACUUAAGUUGCCAGAGCAACUUGCUGCAAACAAAGUGAUUUACUUUGGUGGUUUUCACAAGAACGAGGUACCAGAGUCAUCGGCAUUGCACUGCUUUCUGUUUGCACUACAAGACAGUUACUUAAGUCUUGCUGUCAAAUAUAUGUGUACAGUCCCAAAUUUGAUUUAAACUAGACUAUGCUGAAGUGUGAGGAUUUUAACCGAUAAAUUGUUUUUCUUUUUUUAUGUGUAAAUCUUGAAAGGUAUAAGAUGUAAAACUGCUAGUGAAAGCAAGGAAGGUAAACUAACAAAAAAAGUUUUCAUACUCUAAUCAGGAAUGUAAGAUUUCAACUCCUCACCCCCCCCCCCAAAAUAUUGUAAUUCAGUAUUUUUAAAUACGUUUGUCUAAUCAGGAUGAGAAACAGAAUCUGAUACAAUACUGCAAAUUAACAUGUGCUCUGCUUUGAAGCCGUUUAAAAGCUGUUUCAGUAUGUCUAAUUUAAAAUAUAUUUUUAUAUAGUAGGUUUCACCUCUGAUUUGAGUGCACUGUACAACUGUUCUACCUGUGGAAAGACAAAUAUAAAUAUUCUUAUAAAUGAAAUAUUUGUAUGCGAUGGUCCAACUUUUGAAAAGCAAAGUGUAAUAGGAACAUUGUAUUUAUUAAAUGAUGUAGAACAUUUUAUAUACCGUACUUGUGAUACACAGUUGCACUCACUCGUAAUGGCAAGGACACUGUUCUUUUUCACAAGUAAAUAUUUAAACAGAAAAUAAAACUGACGGAAAAAAAGAGUCCAAAAGAGAAAAACGAACCCUUGCUGAAAACAGCCUUGCUUCCCAUCUUGCAGCCCGAAAUUGCCUUUAGAAAAGCUACUUCAGGCAUAGAUAAUGAAUGAAUCGGCAAGGAGGGCCAAAUCACUUGACCUGGAGCACACACAAAAAUUUGGGGCUUGCCCUUUCACAAACUGGGCCUGUUUCUCCGUGAGACAUGUCUCCUUCAACAGAUUUCCCAAGUGAACGAUUAAAAAUGAUAAUCUUUUUAGAAUACUUAAGUACAAUUCUAAGCAGUGCAUAUUUCUUUUUAGAAUCAAUGAAUGAAGUCGAUCCGUCGUGAUUCAGCAGAAACGAUCUGCUCAUUCAUAUAACCUGUUCUUUGCUUCUGGCCCCAUGCA
This is a messenger RNA of Zootoca vivipara (common lizard), 6237 nucleotides long. RefSeq names its product ATPase phospholipid transporting 8A1 (gene ATP8A1). Gene Ontology annotation, biological process: phospholipid translocation. The record is from RefSeq and is a predicted model, not a curated record. Gene Ontology annotation, cellular component: trans-Golgi network; plasma membrane. Gene Ontology annotation, molecular function: ATPase-coupled intramembrane lipid carrier activity; magnesium ion binding; ATP hydrolysis activity. Lineage: Eukaryota; Metazoa; Chordata; Lepidosauria; Squamata; Lacertidae.